UUUUUAAAUAAUGCCAACUCGUAAUCGUUAACAAUAUAUGGAUUUUCAGCAUUUAAUUUAUAUUUGGGGAAUACCCGACUUACGUGCCAGUUGAUAAAAGUUUUAUAGAAACAUAUUAUAAAGGUACCUACCGUGGUACUUACUAGCAACUUGUUCAAAGAGUAGUAUAAUAAUACGGGAACGGAAUAACGGAAUGCGGGAAGUUCUUAAUCUGUGUUAAAUACUAUUAAAUGUAUAGCUAAAACAUCUUAUUGAUUUUUGUAUUUCCAUCAAAUAAGCUGUACAGAAAGGAUCAACAAACUUAGAAAUGAAGUUAAAAUCAGUAAGAAGGUAUCUAUUGAAGAAGGAAGUUGGGGUAUCCGAGCUCAGGACUAAUGACUCCGUGAUUAUAAUAGAUGGUGCCUACUUCAAGGAAACGUACAAAAAAAGCGGCUGUCAAUUUAUCUUGGGCGGAGAAUACGAUAGAUAUGCGAAUUACUUAAAAAAUAUUUUGAAUAAUUUCGUUAAGAACGAUAUUGAAUGUUUCGUAGUUUUCAAUGGAGGCAUGAAAGCCGAUAUAGAGUCGAGGAAAGCCAUCCAUCAAAACAUAAUAGACAGAACAGAUGCGCUAAAGCCUGGUCGGCAAGACAAUGUAUAUUGUGAACCAAUAUUUGCUAAAGAUGUGCAGAGGGAAGUUUUUGACGAGUUAAAUAUAAAGUAUUACGUUUGUGAAUAUGAUCAUAAAGAAGCGCUCAUAACUCUAGCAACACAUUACAAUUACCCAAUUUUAACAAACAAUUUUGAAUAUUCUCUGUUCGGUGUGUCGUGCAUCUUUGCAAACUCUUUAAUGUUUGAUGUAGACCACGGAUUUAGAUGUACCGUUUAUCAUCCAAAUACAAAAAUAUUUCCGUUUAAUAAUCAUAUUAUGUCGAUUUUACUAGCAGUCGCUGACGAAGACAGUAGUUAUUAUAAACAUUUGCCAAAAAUAUUGAAAUGUCACGAGACAAACGUAUUCGUUUCAGCCCAACAUUGGAUAAGGCGUCAAAAUCAAACUAGUGCCACUAAAGAGUUAACCAAGUAUUUGUCGCCAGAGGAUCGGACAUCUCUCUUAGACAACAUCAAUAAUUUUUCAUUACUUUUUAGAUGCACUAAACACCCUGUAAUUAAAAGUUUUGGUGAACGUAAAAACGAUACAAUGUACAAAAUAGAUGUAAGGAAAUCAAACUGGUUUAAUGACGGUGUAUCGAGGGGUAAUAUUGCCAUUCCAUACAUUAAUUUAAAGAAUUCUAAAACAUUCUCUGGGUCUUGGUUAAUAGUUGAUAAGAAUAAAAAUGAUGCCAUACUCGUUGCACUAGAUAUUGUCUUUUAUGCUUUAGGACUGUUAACGAAUAGCCAGAUUAUGAAAAUUUCAUUUAUAGGUAGACAGUUUGCGACGUCUCGUGUUUGGGAAAUCGACGGUAGACUAGAAUCAUCGGAAUCUUUACAAUUAUUUUACUCAAAUACAAUGAAGUCAAAUUCGAUAGAUAUAUUUAAAGUAAUUAUUCGUGAAAUAUUACAUGACUUUGAUUUUAAAUCUUUAGAGAGCCUCUCAAAAGAUUGUCACAUGAUAAUUAUCGCUCUGGUUUAUUACUUCGUCAAAAGCAAAGAAGAUUUCAGCAAGGGCGUAUAUUCCAUUCUUUUGUCCUAUUUUAUGCUAGGACCUGUAGCGGAAGAAGUGGGGGUAUUGAAAAGAAGUAAUUUCUCCGUUACACAUAACGUUGAUAAGGAACAAGAGAGCAGAAUGCUAACGCUAAAACGAGAAUCUUAUGUGGCUGCAGCUCAAGCUUUCAUGGACUUCUUUUAUAUCAACGAGUCGUCUCUGAAGAACCUAUUUUAUCGCGAUAUUCUUCAUAGAAUCACAGAGUUCAACCAUUGCUUGCAACACGUCAAUUAUCUUAAUAAAAUGUGUGGCGCAAAUACAAAAUGUACUACAUAUAACAAGGCAAUAAAUGAAACGUUUGUUUAUAAUAUUUUUGUUACUCUAAAGGAUCAGGAAUUCCCAUUGGAUUAUUUGAAAAAACGUAUCGAUUGUGAUCCCAUAUACAUGGAAUAUAAAAAGAUUGUCGAUGUGUUUGAAACUUGUUAUAAAUCGGUUAAGGCUUAGUUUACUUUUGAAGCUACUUACUUUUAUAUAUUGUUUUUUAUAUACUUAGUUUUAUAUUAUCUGUGCGUAUCAAGUUUUUUUUGUUUUUUUUUCUCUUUUUUUCUUUUUUGUUUUCUUUUUCUGGCCGUUUAAAGGCGUUAUAAGUUGAUGAAAGCGUGUGAACUACUUUAAUAUAAAAAAUUAACGAUUACAAUGUAAGUGCGAAAGCUAAUACAGUAAUUGCAAUUUGUAAUACCUACGUAGGUGAAAAAGUGUUCUAAUUCAAUAGGCGAUGAAUUUUUUAAUUUUUUUUUACCUUGCAUCAAAUAUUGUUAAAUAAAUAUUUUCAGUACUUUUCAUUAUUCUAUUAUGUUUUUAUAAAACGUAGCUACGCCUAGCCUUUCGGCCACCCGUGAUCCUGCAUUGGCGAUCGAAUUUUUUCUUUUCUUUUAUGUGCCCAAAAGAGACCCCAAAAUUUAUUGCUUAAAAAGCCUUUGAAUGCUAUAAAACUGAAAAAUUGAAUUUUACGUGCAUUAUGUCAUGAAUGCAAAUUUAUAUCUUGUUAUUUUUAUGCUUUAAGUUUAAGAAUCUGUGUGAUAGGAUGUUAAUUAUGUUUUUUUAAAUAAAACUUAUCUCAUUA
This is a messenger RNA of Zerene cesonia (dogface butterfly), 2741 nucleotides long. RefSeq lists its product as uncharacterized. The transcript has 2 exons. The coding region runs from base 308 to 2122 and encodes 604 amino acids. NCBI's taxonomy places the organism in Eukaryota, Metazoa, Arthropoda, Insecta, Lepidoptera, Pieridae. The record is from RefSeq and is a predicted model, not a curated record.